AUGUCAAUACGACCCUAUUCGCAACUUUCAGAUUUUAACAAAGACGAAAAAAAAUACGACUUGCUGAUUAUCGCUGGCAACGAACAAGAUAGAAAAACAUUCAAAGCUCAUAUUUCCAUUUUAUCUACAAGAUCAAUAUAUUUUCGUGCCGCGUUAUCAGAAACAUGGCUCAGAAGAAAGGAACAAUAUUACGUUUUUGAGAAGCCAAACGUUGCGCCAGAAUUGUUCAAAGUUAUUCUCGGGUAUUUGUAUACCCGGAACGUGAACAUCGACGGUUGGUCGGAGAUUGCUAUUCUCAAACUAUUAAUUGCGUCAGAUGAAUUGCUGUUAGAAGGACUCGUUGAAAUAAUACAGAAUAAUUUUAUAAAAUCAAAAGAAACAUUCAUUCUCAUGCAGCCUAUCCAAGUUCUAGACCUUGUCUUCAGACUCGAAUCAUGUAAAAAACUUACACUACUUUGCUUGAAAAUGUGCGCGGCAGACGCAAGAAAUAUAUUUCUUCACAAUCCUCAACCGUUGGAAGAAGAAAUGCUAAUUUCUCUUUUACGGCGUGACGAUCUCCUUAUAGAAGAAGUGGAAUUGUGGAAAUACGUCAUAAGAUGGGGGUUAGACAAACAUCCGCAGGUAGAUCGUGAUCCGACAAAAUGGUCGGCCGACAAUGUAAACCAAAUCAAAACAAGCAUAAAUGUCAUGAUCAACCUCAUUCGAUUUUUUUCAAUGUCACCGAAUGAAUAUCGUGAGGAAGUUAGACAGUAUUGGAGACUAUUGCCAAAGCGACUAAUAAAAGAAUUACAAAAUCAUAAUGUCCCACUCUACAACCAAAAGAAGAAGGCUGAAUCGAAGUCAUCUCCAUUUCUAAAACGACACAAUACCGUGUUUGUCUCGUGGCAAGGUUAUCCAGCAACUGAUUCAGAACUACGAAAAAUAUUCGAUGGGUUAGAUAUAAAAGUUAUCCGCCCGUGCCCAACGCAGUCGUCUGCCUACAUUGAUUUUAAUACAAUGGAUUCAAUGAUCAGAGCACUAGCAAAGGAUGGCAAGAACAUUGCAGGCUAUAUCCGAUUGCGCAUAAACGCUUCCCGUCUUACGUUCUCGAGUACAUUUACAAUUUAUAAAUAA
Molecule: messenger RNA, 1113 nt
Organism: Paraglomus brasilianum
Lineage: Eukaryota; Fungi; Glomeromycota; Glomeromycetes; Paraglomerales; Paraglomeraceae
Source: the annotation of a GenBank genome assembly